Messenger RNA from Sungouiella intermedia, 909 nucleotides. The record is from the annotation of a GenBank genome assembly. NCBI's taxonomy places the organism in Eukaryota, Fungi, Ascomycota, Pichiomycetes, Serinales, Metschnikowiaceae.
AUGCCUGAACCCGUUCCUCUUCCUUAUACUCCAAUUGGCACUCCCGUCGUGGACAGUGUCAAAUAUGACAACAUCGUCUUCAAGACCGUCACCUGGAAAGUUCCAGAGGGUACAGAUUAUAAAGGCAAAAUCGUCUAUGUACAUGGAUUCUGUGAGCAUUCAGACAUCUACCUGGAGUUUUUCGACAAGUUAAGCCAGGCAGGCUAUGAGGUGUUUUUCUUCGACCAGAGGGGAGCGGGAGAAACUUCCAAGGGCAAGUACAUGGGCAAAACAGAUGAGUUCCACACUUUUGACGAUUUGAACCACAUGAUUGAGUCACAGCUUAAGAUCAGGAAGGAUCCAACUGAGAAGUUGUUCUUAAUGGGUCACUCGAUGGGUGGCGGUAUCUCGCUAAACUAUGGAAUUUCCGGCAAGCAUCGCGAGGAUAUCAGGGGAAUCGUGGUUUCUGGACCAUUGGUGACAGUGCAUCCCAAAACACAACCUAAUUUUUUGGUUAGAGCGUUGCAGCCUGUGAUCAACGCAACCUUUCCAGGAUUGAAGAUCGACUCCAAGAUAAAGUAUGACUACAUCACUUCACAUGAGGGUUGGAGAAAGUACAUCGAGCUGCACGACACCAAGUUGAUUGGAACAGUCAGACAGUUCAACGAUAUGUUCGUGAGGGGCGAGAAAUUGUUGGAUAAGGAGCACGUUUCACAGUUUAAGGACGAUAUCCCACUUCUUGUGUUGCACGGCACUAACGACAACAUCAACAACUUGGAGAGCACUAAGAAGUUCUACCAUCAUUUACCCCAUAGUGUGGAUAAGAAGUUUGUUCCAGUGGAGGGUGCCAGACACUCCCUUUUCUUGGAGAGUCCCGAGUACUUUGAACCGGUUUACGGAGAGGUUUUGGACUUUUUGGGUAAACACUAG